AUGGAGACCGAAUCUGACCUGAGAAAACGAAUACGUGUUCACUUAUUAAACGCACAUGGUUUAGAUGAAGCUGGAAUUGACGGUGGAGGAAUAUUCAGAGAAUUUCUUAAUGAACUACUCAAGACUGGGUUUAACCCAAACCAGGGAUUUUUUAAAACGACAAAUGAAGGGCUUCUGUAUCCAAAUCCUGCAGCAAAAAUGUUGGUUGGCGAUCUCUUCACCAGACAUUACUACUUUCUAGGAAGAAUGUUGGGAAAGGCCCUUUAUGAAAACAUGUUGGUUGAACUUCCUUUCGCCAGUUUCUUUUUGUCCAAGCUUUUGGGCACGAGUGCAGAUGUUGACAUUCAUCAUCUUGCGUCGUUGGAUCCUGAAAUGUACAAAAACCUGCUUUUCUUAAAGAGCUAUGAAGGGGAUGUGGAGGAACUUGGACUCAAUUUCACAGUGGUGAACAAUGAGCUUGGAGAAGCACAGGUGGUUGAACUGAAGCUGGGUGGAAAGGAUAUUCCCGUAACCAGUGCUAACAGAAUAGCUUACAUCCAUCUUGUUGCGGACUACAGGCUCAACAAACAGAUCCGACCACACUGUCUUGCAUUCCGACAGGGGGUUGCUAAUGUUGUGAACCUAGAAUGGCUGAGGAUGUUUGACCAACAAGAGCUUCAGGUUUUAAUAUCUGGAGCACAAAUACCAAUAGAUCUGGAGGAUCUGAAAAACUUCACAAACUACUCAGAUGAGACAAAGCUGGGUGGAUAG
Messenger RNA from Rhincodon typus (whale shark), 750 nucleotides. Its product is annotated as ubiquitin-protein ligase E3C-like. NCBI's taxonomy places the organism in Eukaryota, Metazoa, Chordata, Chondrichthyes, Orectolobiformes, Rhincodontidae. Gene Ontology annotation, molecular function: ubiquitin protein ligase activity. Gene Ontology annotation, biological process: protein polyubiquitination; ubiquitin-dependent protein catabolic process. The transcript has 6 exons. The record is from RefSeq and is a predicted model, not a curated record. The coding region runs from base 1 to 750 and encodes 249 amino acids.